This is a messenger RNA of Fraxinus pennsylvanica, 621 nucleotides long. The record is from the annotation of a GenBank genome assembly. NCBI's taxonomy places the organism in Eukaryota, Viridiplantae, Streptophyta, Magnoliopsida, Lamiales, Oleaceae.
AUGCUGAGCCUUGGGAAAUUUCCAUUGAAAUCUAUAUGCAACGCUAUCCCCUCACAAAAUUUUCACUUUCCCAUCAAAACCCACUUCUUAUUUUCUCCGAAUUUCUAUUCUUUUGGGAAAAAGCCAACGGGGUUUUGCUUACAUGCGUUAAAAACAAAGAAAAGGGGUGAUUUUAGUGGGUUGAAAUUGGACGGUCCAGAUGAAUUUGCGAAUGAUUUUGAAGAUGAAUUUAUAGAUAUAGAAACUGAUGGUGAUUUCGAAGAAGAUGAUGAGGCGGAUAUUCCUUUAAAGGAAAUGGAGAAAUGGCUUGAAAACAAACCACGGGGAUUUGGUGAAGGCAAAGUGUAUGAUACUUCAAUUGAGGAUAAGCUGAUGGAAGAACUUGAGCAGAGUAGGAAAGCUCAGCUUGCCAAUAUCAAUAAGCUUAAGAAUAAUCCUCAACAAUUCACUUCCAAGAAAGAACAAAACCAACAGGAGAAAGGAAUAUUAACAUUACGUAAUGUCGAGACUGGUACGGAUGUCUGGUAUCCAUUGUCCAUUACUCUCCUCAUCAUGGGGUUAGAUCGAAUUUUUGUUCUUCAACUGGGUUUUGGGUCAAAGUUGAACCCUUCCAAUGUGUAG